AUGACUAGAAAAAAGGUGAAACUUGCAUUCAUUGUGAAUGAUGCUGCAAGGAAAAUCACAUACAAGAAAAGGAAGAAGAGUUUAUUGAAGAUGGUUGAUGAACUAACCACUCUUUGUGGAGUUGAAGCAUGUGCUAUAAUUUACAGUUCUUAUGAUCCUCAGCCAGAGAUUUGGCCAUCACCAUUGGGAGUCCAAAAUGUUCUCUCAAAAUUCAGGACAAUGUCUGAGUUUGGACAACGCAAUAAAAUGGUGAAUCAAGAGACUUUCUUGAAACAAAGGGUUAUGAAGGGUAAAGACCAACUUAAUAAGCAAAGGAGAGACAAUAAGGAGAAAGAGAUAACCAUGUAUAUGUUUGAAUGUCUCAAUGCUGCAAGAAUUAUGUCAAGCAAUAUGUCUAAGGUUGAUUUGAAUAAUUUGUCAUGGAUGAUUGACAAGAAUUUGAAGGACAUUGGUAGAAGGUUGGAUAACAAUACUAAUAGUCAAGCUCAAUUGGGAAUGGCAAUGCUGCCUCCAGAAGCAUCAGCAUCCCAGAAUGAAGAAGUUGAAAAUAAUAAUGUGGAUAUUAUGCGAGGGCAGUUUUUUAAGGAUACCACGGUGAAUGGUCAUGGAGAUGAAGCAGUUCUGUUUGAUAGUGAAGCUAAUCUUGAAAGUGAAUUUUGGUCAAAUCUACUGUCUUAA
This is a messenger RNA of Vicia villosa (hairy vetch), 678 nucleotides long. RefSeq names its product agamous-like MADS-box protein AGL80. Gene Ontology annotation, biological process: positive regulation of transcription by RNA polymerase II. The record is from RefSeq and is a predicted model, not a curated record. NCBI's taxonomy places the organism in Eukaryota, Viridiplantae, Streptophyta, Magnoliopsida, Fabales, Fabaceae. The transcript has a single exon. Gene Ontology annotation, molecular function: RNA polymerase II cis-regulatory region sequence-specific DNA binding; protein dimerization activity; DNA-binding transcription factor activity, RNA polymerase II-specific. The coding region runs from base 1 to 678 and encodes 225 amino acids.